Messenger RNA from Chironomus riparius, 1321 nucleotides. The record is from the annotation of a GenBank genome assembly. NCBI's taxonomy places the organism in Eukaryota, Metazoa, Arthropoda, Insecta, Diptera, Chironomidae.
CGUCUACCAAAAUAUACUUAUGUGUGUUAUCAAAAAAAAAAACUUUUUUUCGUUCACUCGACAGAACAUUUACUUUUUUUCAGUCUUCUUUUGUGUGUGAAGUAAUAAGCGUGCGUGGAUACAAGCUAAUACUUCAUUUAGACGAUCGUGGCCUUGAACGAGGAACUUGAUUUAAAAUUUUAAUAUAAUUACCUAUUCAAUUGCAACAAAAUGGCAUUUCGUAUUGUAAAAUUAUCACCAAUAAUGGCUCGUAUGAUGUCGACAAAUGCUACCAAAGUUGGGUUUAUUGGUUUAGGACAGAUGGGAAAUCGAAUGGCCACAAAUCUAAUGAAUAAGGGCUACAAAUUGAAUGUUUAUGAUAUCUCAGCCGAGGCAUGUGAUGCAAUGAAAGCAAAAGGUGCUGAAGUAUAUAAAACUACACAAGAGUUGGCUAAAAAUUCAGAAUUUGUCGUCACAAUGUUACCUAAUAAUGAUAUAGUAAAAAAUACUUAUGAAGAUAUGAUUAAAGAUGGUGUCAACAAAAAUACAAUGUUUGUCGACUCAUCGACGGUUGAUCCAACCGUUUCACAGUAUGUACAAAAAAUUGUAAAAUCUGCUGGCGCCAGUUUUGUUGAUGCUCCCGUAAGCGGUGGCGUAAUGGGGGCACAAAAUGCGACCUUGACUUUUAUGGUUGGUAGUACACCAGAAGAGUUUGAAAAAGUCAAGGACUUUUUAGGUGGAAUGGGAAAAAAAAUUACACAUUGCGGUACAUACGGGAUGGGAGAAGCUGCGAAAAUUUGUAACAACAUGAUGCUUGCUAUUAGCAUGAUUGGCACAGCCGAGACAAUGAAUUUAGCAAUACGAUUAGGAUUAGAUCCAAAAGUAUUUAAUGAGAUCAUUAAUGUUUCUACUGGACGUACAUGGGCUUCAGAAGUUAAUAAUCCAGUCCCCGGUUUAUCUCCAGGAACUCCUCCAAGCAAUGACUACAAGGGAGGCUUCUCAACAGCCCUCAUUACAAAAGAUUUGGGAUUAGCUGCUAGUGUUGCAACCGGCUCAAACUCUCCAAUUUUACUUGGUGGUCUUGCUCACAGUGUCUAUCGUUUAUUGUGUACUCACGACUUAGGCAACAAGGAUUUCUCAGUUGUCUAUGACUUCAUCAAAAAUAAGACGGAAAAGAAAUAAACGAAAUGGUAUAAAACUUUUAAAACAAAUAUACUUGAGAAGAUAUUAAUGUUCUUCAAAAACAUGUGCAUUUAUUACUUUAUAAAAUACAUUAAAAUUUUUAAUUUUGAAUGUUUGCCUUUUUAAAACCAAUAAAAUGUUUAUUCUUUUUUAAAACAUU